Molecule: messenger RNA, 291 nt
Organism: Marasmius oreades (fairy-ring Marasmius)
Lineage: Eukaryota; Fungi; Basidiomycota; Agaricomycetes; Agaricales; Marasmiaceae
Exons: 3
Coding region: 1-291 (96 amino acids)
Source: RefSeq, a predicted model, not a curated record
AUGUUGACUCUGGGCGAGGCUGGAUGGUGGAGAGGGUGCCUAGGCGAGGGAGGUAAACCCAACCUGCCGCCUUUUAUGAUCCCCCCAAACCCUGGGAAGUUAUGGGCCACAACCCAGCGGCCACAGUCAUUGUAUCUCGAAAGUCUAUUAUCCUGUCUGACCUUGCGGAGUUAUGUGGUCAAAGCAGAGUGGCCUGGUUUCUUUUACUCGCCUAUUUUGGUCAAGUUCACGUUUUCUAUGGAUCAAUUCUGUUCAAACCUUGACAUAAACAAUCAACUUGAUUUCGCUUAA